AUAGAGCACCUUUCCUUUUGCAACGCGUGUUUUCCUAUAUAAUGUAAUAUAGUCCCCGUAAAGACGACAAUAACAACAUGGUGCAGACAGAACUUUUGGUGGUCAUCACUUUCGCUGUUCUCGUGUGUGGCAACGAAGUCGAGGAUGUGGAACAAAAAAAACGCGGUGCCGGGAAGGGUACGAGCUUGAAUUCCAUCCCAACGGGAGUGCAGAAACCGGAAUACACUUAUAGUAUUUAUUCGCAAAGUCCCAGCGCUAUAAACAACUCACCAAGUUCCACAUAUCAGUCAUCCAAUCCCUCAUAUCAAUCACAAGUACCAAAUUCCUUUUACCCCUCACAAAAUGCACAAUAUUACAGUUCAAGUAAUUUACCCCCUGACGGGUCAUAUCAACAAUCACCACAGAUAAACGUAAUACCCCCAACAACUUCACCCCAAUUCGUUCCUCUAAAUUUUGUACCAAACUCUGGAUACCAGGCAAAGUACCAACUCGUGCCUUCAAAGGCGUCUAAUGGCAACAUACAAUUAGCUAUUAUACAACAACCUACAAGUUUCCCAUCUCCAGCAUUUCUUCAAUAUCCACAAUCAUUGUUAUCGACGAAUCCAAAUCAAAUUCAGGGUCAACAAAAUCCAUUCGGUGCGAUAUCUCCUCACGGCCAAAUUAACGUAGGUGCAGGGUUCCAACCUUUAUCGCUUGGUGGUCCUUAUUUAGGGCAGCAAUCAGCUAUGUUACUACUUCCUCAACCUAAUCCCUCUCUGUACAACAAUCUUUUGUAUCCAAAUCCUGUACAAAGUUUCUACAAUUAUUACCCGUCCAACACUCAAGCCAAAUAUAGCGUUGCAUAUGGUGCUGCGCCUCAAUCAUCUGAAUACGAUAAACUACAAGCACCCCCAAUAUCCCAAAGUCUCCCGAAGGAAGAUAGUGAUGUAAAUAAUAACGAAUAUGUAUCUAGUGAUGUAAAUACCUAUAAGAGUGCGUAUGCGACUGGUCGUAGUUCGUCUUAUGGUAAAUUAAAAUGAUGUUAUGAUCAUAUAUGUAAUUGUUUUGAUAAAUUAGGCAGUUAUAAUCAACAC
Achroia grisella is the source of this 1073-nucleotide messenger RNA. RefSeq lists its product as uncharacterized. The coding region runs from base 78 to 1019 and encodes 313 amino acids. Lineage: Eukaryota; Metazoa; Arthropoda; Insecta; Lepidoptera; Pyralidae. The record is from RefSeq and is a predicted model, not a curated record. The transcript is spliced from 2 exons.